CUACCAGACAGCCUGGCCAGAAUGGAGCCGACUGAACUGCUCCUCGUGGUCAUGCUUCUCCUAACUGCAAGACUGGAUCUGUGCCUCCCGGCUCCUCCCGCCUGUGACCCCCGUCUCCUAAAUAAACUGCUUCGAGACUCCCAUGUCCUUCACAGCAGACUGAACCAGUGUCCAGACGUUAACCCUUUGUCCACACCUGUCCUGCUGCCUGCUGUGGACUUCAGCUUGGGAGAAUGGAAAACCCAGAAGGAGAAGACCAAGGCACAGGACAUUCUGGGGGCCGCGGCCCUUCUGCUGGAGGCAGUAAUGGCAGCACGGAGACAACUGGGACCCACCUGCCUCUCAUCCCUCCUGGGACAGCUUUCCGGACAGGUCCGUCUCCUCCUUGGGGCCCUGCAGGGCCUCCUUGGAACCCAGCUUCCUCCACAGGGCAGGACCACAACUCACAAGGAUCCCAGUGCCAUAUUCCUGACCUUCCAACAACUGCUCCGAGGAAAGGUGCGCUUCCUGCUGCUUGUAGUAGGGCCCACCCUGUGUGUCAAGCAGGCCCUACCCACGACAGCUGUCCCAAGCAAUACCUCUCUAUUGCUCACACUGCACAAGCUCCCAAACAGGACUUCUGGAUUGUUGGAGACAAACUCCAGUGUCUCAGCCAGAACUACUGGCUCUGGACUUCUGAAGAGGCUGCAGGGAUUCAGAGCCAAGAUUCCUGGUCUGCUGAACCAAACCUCCAGGUCCCUAGACCAAAUGCCUGGACACCUGAACAGGACACACGGACCCUUGAUUGGAACUCAUGGACUCUUUCCUGGACCCUCACCCAUGGCCUUAGGAGCCCCAGACAUCCCUCCGGGAACUUCAGACAUGGACUCCCUGCCCCCCGACCUCUGGCCUGGAUAUUCUCCUUCCCCAACCCAUCCUCCUACUGGGCAAUACACACUCUUCUCUCCUUCACCCACCUCGCCCAACCCCCCGGGGCCAGCUCCAACCUCCAUCUCCUGACCCCACUGUGACAGCCAACUCGACCAGUCCUCUUCUAAUUGCAGCCUACCCUCACUUCCAGAAUCUGUCUCAGGAGGAGUAAGGUACUCCAGCCCUGCCAGCAUCAGCACUGUCUCCAUGUAAAGUUCCCUUUCCAGGAGGGGAGGCCCUGGGAGUCAAGUUAUACCAGAUUUCCUGCUUUCACCUGAAACCCAAAGCCCUGCUAAAGGGGGAUACACGGGACAGAAAAGGGGAUCAUUUUUCACUGUAUAUUGUAAAACUUCAGAAGCUAUUUUUUUAAACUAUCAAUAAUAUUCACCAGAGCAGCUAGUUAUCUUUGGUCUGUUUUCUGCACAAAUUUACAACUUACUAAUUCUCUACGUGCUCUUUUGCAUACAAUUCUGCAAAAGGCUGGACCA
Messenger RNA from Neomonachus schauinslandi (Hawaiian monk seal), 1397 nucleotides. It is a transcript of the gene THPO, whose product is annotated as thrombopoietin. Gene Ontology annotation, molecular function: hormone activity; cytokine activity. The coding region runs from base 22 to 999 and encodes 325 amino acids. The transcript has 5 exons. Gene Ontology annotation, cellular component: extracellular region. The record is from RefSeq and is a predicted model, not a curated record. Lineage: Eukaryota; Metazoa; Chordata; Mammalia; Carnivora; Phocidae. Gene Ontology annotation, biological process: cell population proliferation; thrombopoietin-mediated signaling pathway; positive regulation of hematopoietic stem cell proliferation.